Molecule: messenger RNA, 5774 nt
Organism: Danio aesculapii
Lineage: Eukaryota; Metazoa; Chordata; Actinopteri; Cypriniformes; Danionidae
Gene: gpr17
Product: G protein-coupled receptor 17
Exons: 2
Coding region: 190-1209 (339 amino acids)
Biological process (GO): positive regulation of Rho protein signal transduction; phospholipase C-activating G protein-coupled receptor signaling pathway
Cellular component (GO): membrane
Molecular function (GO): G protein-coupled receptor activity
Source: RefSeq, a predicted model, not a curated record
ACAGUAUUGUAUGUGAAAUCCAGCGUGGACUGAGUCUCACUUCAGUCCAUUAAACUGCAGUGAGUCUGCUGAACACUCUCACUUUCAGGCAGCUCUAGGAAACUGCACAACUCCUGCUCUCACAUCAGCUUCAGCUCAGUCCUUCAGUUCUGCACAGGCUGUUGAAGGAGCAGCACUGCUGUUAUAAAAAUGGAGUCCUCCUUGACAGAACUUGCCACCUUGCUGCCCAACCAGUCCACGGAGAGCUGCCCGUCUGUGGAAAACACAGUAGAAAACACAUUGUUUGGAAUCUACUACAUCAUAGUUUUCCUCCUGGCACUUGGCGGCAACAGCCUUGCCCUGUGGAUCUUUGCCCGCCAGAGAAACAACUCGUCACCAGCCAACGUCUUCCUGCUCCACCUUGCUAUUGCCGACUUGUUUUAUGUCUUUAUUUUACCCCUCAGGGCCACUUAUCAUUUAACUGGAGGUCAUUGGCCAUUUGGUGAAAUCCCUUGUCGUCUGGCAGGCUUUUUCUUCUAUGUCAACAUGUAUGCCAGUUUGUACUUCCUGGCCUGUGUUGCAGGUGACAGAUACCUUGCUGUGGUGCAUGCUGUGCGCUCCCUCAAGGUCAGACGCCCUCGUUACGCUCACAUUGCCAGUUUUGCACUUUGGAUUUUGGUGAUUGUGUCUAUGGCACCCCUGCUGGUCACCAAGCAGACUGUAGAAGUCAAUGGCUCAACCGUAUGUUUGCAACUGUACAGAGAAAAGGCCUCGUGGCGUGCUCUAGUCUCUCUUGUUGUAGCUUUUACACCUCCCUUCAUUGCCACACUUUCCUGCUACCUGCUGAUAGUUAACAGUCUGCGCAAGGGUUCAAGGCUGGAGCCAGCAUUAAAACUCCGGGCUCUUCGUACCAUAGGUCUGGUCAUGUUUAUCUAUGUAGUGUGCUUUUUGCCUUAUCACUUAAGUCGUGCAACUUUUAUCCUGGGCUACGGACACCCAGACCUGUCCUGCCAAAUCAAAAGAGGACUAGCUCUGGCUAACCGUCUUACCUCCUCGCUGACCUGCCUGAAUGGGGCUCUGGAUCCUCUGGUUUACCUGUUUGCAGCGGAGAAGUUCAGGGGAAGCGUUCGCAGGAUUUUCUGCCGAGACAAGUCAGGAGGGUCUGGCGCUACUAGCGGGGAGCUAAAAGGGACACAUGAGAGUUCUCUGAGUGCAAAGUCUGAGUUCUGAAUAAUUAAAUACAGAGGGUAUGAAUAUUUUUCAUCAGAUGAAGUGAUGUCGGCCAACACUUCCUGAUCGUGUAUGGUCAAUAUAAAGUCUAGGCCCAAGAUCAAUUCACACUGCAUUGACAGAUGCUGCCCCAAAGAUCAGAUUCAUGUAUUAACCCUGUUUGGCAUUGCUAGGCACUUCAGUGCUUGACAUGUUCAAAUGUUCAAAGUGCAAAAGUAUAAAGCAUAGUUGCGAUACUUGAUUCUGAUUGGUUAAGCCAUGUUCAAAAAUUACACUACACACAGUUCAUUUAACAAACUGUUUUACGAGUGGCUGGAAGAUCCUUCUGCAUUAUAGAAUUAUGAAUAGAUGACAGGGUUUCAUUUUAGAGCUCACCCUUCUCUGUCUCUUGCUCACAGCAGACUAAUGGAAGAUAUUCUGCCAAACGAUCACAACGAAAGUAAAGUGACAUUUGCCAGAUAGGGUGAACCAUAUUUUGAAUUUGUACUCUGGAUUAUGGCAAUCCAGUGCAAACACUAUGUGAAUGAAUUCCUUAAUUGUAGGGCCCAGGGAGAAGUUGGAGGUUCAGUGCCUUGCUCAAGGGUCUCACCACAUAGUAAUAGUAUUCAUACUGUUUUAUACUUCUGUGUCGAAUGAUCGCCAUGACCCAUGGUGCAUGCCUUGCGCGGAGGCAUGCAUUUAUACUUAUGUGUGCGGUUUGUGUUGUUUUGCAAUAACACUUCCAAAACGCUAGUUGGCAGUAGGUUUUUAUGUUCCUCUGUGUCGAGUUUUUUCGCUGGUGCUUUUUUUUUCUGAAUGCUACCUUAAUGUACAAGUAGCUAAAAUCCAGUCAUUCUGAGGUGGGAACUUGCAGACGUGCAACAAUUUUAACCAUAAGGUAAACACAAAGCAAAACUCUCCAUCUGGAGCUUCUUCACGGGACUCAACGCUUGCUCCAACGGGUUCACGUAGCUCUCGGUCCCGCCCACACUUGUCAGCGCUACUAAGCCGAUUAAGUUUGCGCUAUGCGUCGUUGCGACGUGUGGUUACAUUUUUUGAGAGGUCAGUGUCGGUGUCAGCCACGGCGAGGGCUAUGCAACCACGCGAAGACUGCGCUGGAGCAUACGCAUACUCGUGCACUUGACGCAGAGGAAUAAAUCAGCCUGGUUUAUACUUCUGCAUUAAGUGAUUGGCGUGACUCUCGGCACCUGCCUUGCUCAUAGCCGUGAAUUUAUACUUCUGCAUGCUGUUUGUGUACACUGCAGUAACUCUUCUGAAACGCUAGCUGGCAGUGAGGUUUUUAUGCCCCUCUGUGUCAAGUUUCUUUGCGGGUGGUUUUUUUUUUUUUCUUAAUGUAGCUUAAGUAGCUAAAACUCGUUCAUUCACAGGCAGGAACCGACAGACGUGCAACAACUUUAAUCAUAAGGUAAACACAAAACAUCUGGAGCUCCUUCAUGGGACUUCACUGCCCACACUCGGCACAACAACCAAGCUGACCUAUCACAGAGCUUGUGCUAUGUAGUUACAUUUUUUGAGAGGUGCUCGUCAGUGUUGGCGUCAGCUAUGCAAGGGGGGCUAUGCAAGGAGGGCUAUGCAAGGAGGGCUAUGCAACUGCGCGAAGGCUGCGGCAGACCAUACACGUGUGCUUGACACAGAAGUAUAAAUAAGCCUUUAGUCAUGAUAUUGGUGGUAGAAGAGAGCACUGGUUAUUCACUCCUCCCACCAUCAAUCCCUGCCAGACCUGAAUCUGGCUAUCAAACAAGUAAGCAUUCUCUGCCCUAAUUAAAGAUCAUAAACUUUUUUUUUUUCCUGUCUAUAUCUUUGCAUGGCAUACUUGUUUACCUCAGAAAUACCAUUGUAAGCAAAGUGAAUUUUGUCAAAUUAUAAUUUUAUUACCAACUUUUAUUACUAUAUUUUAAAACCACUUCUGCACUGUCAAGGAAAUUCUUCUCAUGCAGGAGAAACAAUGAUGCCAGGUUUCCAUUCAAUGACUCUUAUUAUAGUCUUUCUUUUUAUGUGCCAUGAACCAGUCUGGUUUAACUUGUAAGUUGUGGCAGUCUCAGAUGUCAAAGUUCUUCAAAGAUUUUUACAUACAAGUCUGUUAUUGUAGGGACAUCAGCAUUACAUCUUCACACCUCUUAACACACUGCUGAAUGAAACAAACUGUGGUUAUUUGCUUUACAGUACUUGUCAAUCAGGUGGCCUCUGUGUAGUCCUCGGCCAAGGAAAUCUAUAUAAAUAAACUAUAAUAGUACUCUUCGGAUAAAUAGAUAAAUAAUGCAUGUAAAAGAAAAUUAAAUAUAUUAUGACAAAAUAAAAUUAGACAAUUUCAGACCAGAUUUUAUUUAAGCUCCUUUAAAGGCAUGUUGCAACUACAUUUUUUAAAAAAGGCUCAUUAUUGUCGUUGUUACUAUCAUGAAGGAAAUGUUCAUUCCUCAAAAGCUUCUUUACAGUAAAAAGUGUUUAGGAUGAUCAAAUCAUAUUUUACACUAAGAAACAAAUAUUUAUAUAUUAAAACAAUUUAAGAAUUUAAAAAAAGGUUAUUUGGGGGACCUAAAAUGGUUCUUCUUUGAAAUCAUUGUGAAAACUUUAUUCUAGAACUUUUAUUUUUAAGAGUGAAACAUUUUAGUGUUUGGUGUCAUUGAUUAUUUUUCAAGCUGAAGAAUUGCCUUUAAUUUAUUGCGGAGUAAGAACACAACACAUAAAUUAAAAUGGAAUAUCUGAAAAGUGACAUCCUAUAAUCAGCGUCUGUUGGUGCAGUAGGAAUUGGCCUUUACGCAUCACCAAAUAUGUGACUUGGAUGUGAAAGUGAUUUGGGGCUAAACUUCAAGGAAUUAGUGACUACUAAGUAAGCUGCCAAAAUAUUGAGGAAUCCGUUGAGGUUUAAGAAGGCGUGACAUGCAUAAACUCUUAUGAUUGCUGUCUUUUAUACGUUAAUGUUUUUUAUUAGCAUAUUGCCUUUUUUGCUAUUGACGUGCGUUGACUUGUACUUGUAAACAGUGAGCACUUCCUUACACAUUCUUAUUGCGUUCAGUGUGAAUUUGACUAAUGAAUUUCAUACCACUUGUCCAAACUAUGCACAUAAUCGUUUUGUAAUGGUCCACUGGGGGAUUUUCUGAUUAUAGCAUUCUCAGGCUGUGGAUAAGAAUGUGCGAGUCAAAAUGAAUACUUCUUUUACAUUCCUUGAUGACUACACUUGUUAUUAAGACACUAUAUAACCAGCUAAUAUUCUCAAUGUAUCUUUUAUUGUUCAAUGUAUAUACAGUGAUGGCUAUUAUAUUCAGAUCUGAAAAUAUUCACCUUUUUUGUUUCCAAAAAUGACAGUUUCAUAUUGUUUCAUGAAGCUUUUAACUGUAAUACUUGUUAUGUCCACAUUUUACAGAAAUUACAGCAGCACAUUACAGAAAUUACUGCUGGCAUGCUGCGUAGCAAUUUGCACACUAUCCGUCCUAAAUAAAUUGUAUUUGAAAAUUGAAUUAAAAUGUCACAAAUCAUAGUAUGUUAAAAUAGUGCCAAAGGUUCCCGGAUGGUUUCCUAUUUGCGGUAAAAUAAAAAUAAAAAAAGCUUAGUGUAGAAGCUUCCAUACUCUAACUGCUGCCCACAGUGGAUGUUGGACGUGAAUUCGAUUAGAACUACAAACGCAGGUGAAAAGUGUAAAUAAACUACAAACAUGGCGGACGCACGAGACCAGCCGUCAAGUAGAAAGGCUUAGGUUAAGAUGUUUGUAUGAAUGUUAAUUAAUAUCUAGCCAACUGAAAAAAACAUUUAAAUCGCGUUUUUUGUGUUACAUUUCAUCUGCAACAACAAUACUGACCAUAUAAAGACGUGUUUGGACAUUAACGUCUGAAUGCAUGAUUAUCCAAAGACCUGAGGAGAUUUAUCUGCAUGAAAGACUUGUGAAUGGGAAUUAACCUGCAGCUGCUUCUCCAAUAAGGUAUGAACUUAAAUUUGACAGAAAUAUGGAUGAUUUAUAGGGCUCAUAACUAAGCAACACAACUAUCUGUUAAUGAGGAAGUAUGUGCCAAAGCUUGCAUCCUCGCCUGUAUGCAUAUAUUUAAAAGUAUAUAUUUUUCCUUCACAAAAAGUACACACUUUUAGGGCGUAGUACCUAGAAUGCGAAUUGGGACACAGCAAGUAUUUCUUGAAAACUUAUAUAAUACUAAUAUUCUCGCAUUUCCUGUGAAAUACGUCUUGUUUUUGUUUUGUUUUUGUUUUGUUUUUUUGUAAGGAAAAUUACCGAAAUCUCCUUAUGAUUACUCUGUUCUAUGAUUUAUAGAGUAUGACUUCUGAAGGAUGGUGUUUCAUUACUCCAUUGAGUUUGCUAAUUCAACAAAACCUAAAUAUGCGAAGUGCUCUAAUGGCAGAUGCUGUGUAAUUACAAUAUUCUAAUGCCAUGAAAUAUUGGUUUUGUUAUCACGUGUUAAAAUAAAUAUGAUAUUCACCCUUAUUUAUAUUUUGAAUUGUAACCAGUUUUUAUACAUGUAUUAUUUUUGUCAUCAUACUUCAUUUAUUUUCUGUAUCUCUCAAGUAAAUACAGUUUGUAAAUACUCUAAAGUGAAUUUAAUAAAUGUAAAUUUAAUAUUCAA